AUGGACAGCUGUGUAGCGAUUUUCACAGGAUCGUGGUUAGACGGCAGCAUCCCUGACGAAGCGGUAGGAUUGGAGGCACACACGCUGUUCCGGGAAGAGAAAGAUGCAGUGGAUCCAUCCCUCCAUACAUCUCUCAAUCAAUCAGAGUGUGCUAGAUUUUACUAUAACCCUUACAUAGUCCCAACUCUUUUCUUUUUGAUGUUCCCAAUAGCCUUGUUGCUGAAUGUCGUAGCAGCAUGGGUGUCUGUGCAUCUUAAGUCUACCUCCACUUUUGUGGUGUACCUGAAAAAUCUAGUAGCUGCUGACAUAAUUAUGACCUUGAUGAUCCCAAUCAAAGCUGCAGGAGACUUACCUGGCACAUGGGAACAUCUAUCUGGAGCGACAUGCCGUUUUUUUGCUGUCAUCUUCUACAAUGCACAGUACACUUGUAUUGCUCUGUUGGGGCUGAUCAGUCUCGACCGUUUCUUUAAGAUCAUGAUGCCGCACAGCAGGUUGUUUGGGCAAAGUCUGACCAUGAGCAAAUUGAUAUCUGCCACAGUCUGGGUUGUUCUGUUCGGAGGUACGGGUUUGCCAAAUAUCCUUCUAACGAACAAAUCAGUUGCCAAUGCAUCAUUAAUCACCACAUGCAUGGUUCUAAAAGGACCAGCAGGAGUUAAGUUCCAUGGACAAACAUCUCUCCUCCUGAACAUAUUCUUUUGGCUUGUUAGUGUGGUCAUUGUGGUUUGCUACUUCUGCAUCGCAAACAGAGUCAUCCAGUCCUACAGAAACUCUGGUAGCAACAACAGCCAGGGAAAGCAGAAAAUCAAACUGCGUGUUUUUCUCGUCAUCAUUGUGUUUUUCAUCUCAUUUGGCCCAUACCACAUUAUCAGGAUCCCAUACACUUCCGAGCAAGUCACCUAUUCUGACGCACAGUGCUCUAACACUUAUGAGCAUUUAAGGUUUGCGAAGGAACUCAGCCACUGGCUCGCUACCACCAACAUCUGCAUGGAUCCACUGCUCUAUGUCUUCCUUUGUCGAGAGUUCAAGGAGAAACUUAUGUCAAUGAUAAAAAAUGUGUGUCUUUCUUAUAAAUCAACACGAAAACAAAUAUUCAAAGACUCUUUGCCUCGCUGA
Molecule: messenger RNA, 1113 nt
Organism: Fundulus heteroclitus (mummichog)
Lineage: Eukaryota; Metazoa; Chordata; Actinopteri; Cyprinodontiformes; Fundulidae
Product: P2Y purinoceptor 13-like
Exons: 2
Coding region: 1-1113 (370 amino acids)
Biological process (GO): negative regulation of adenylate cyclase activity; G protein-coupled receptor signaling pathway
Cellular component (GO): membrane
Molecular function (GO): G protein-coupled purinergic nucleotide receptor activity
Source: RefSeq, a predicted model, not a curated record